AUGGCCAAACUCUCGCACUCGUUGUUAUGGCUCGCCGCCUCCAUCGCCCAUCCCGCAGCGGCGCUCCCCGGCGAUGUGAGCGCUGUGGACGCGGUCGCGGCUAAGCGCUCAGAAGGCUUGUCUGUUCUGUCCGUCGACAUUCGCGCACUCCCCGAUUCGCCGAGCGACCGAGAGGCCGAGUGGCUUCCCCGUCGCCGGAACAACACCAUUGACCCCAUGCGCGAGCUCCUCACCCGCGCCAACAUCCCCGACUUUGACGCAGGCGCCUACAUUGAUCGCGUGCGUGACAACGCCACGGCGCUGCCCAACAUCGCCAUUGCCGUGUCUGGCGGCGGCUACCCUCUCCGGCGGAGGGCUGGCUCGUCGGCUCCAUCUUCGCCAACAACUUCUCCACCGUCCCUGAUCUACAACCAAGGGUCCGAUGGCUCCUCCGUCUGGCGCUUCGACCGUUCCCAUCUUCCGUGGGCCCGAGGAAGUCCGGCAUCUCCCAUCCUCAACACCGGCCGACUACUGGUCGACCGUCGUCGGCGGAUGUCGCCCGCAAGGGUGCUGGCUGGGACACCAUCAAUCACCGACUUUUGGGGCCGCGCACUCUCCUAUCAGCUCAUCAACCCCCCGGACGGCGGGCCGGCCUACACCUUCUCCUCCAUUGCCGACACGGGAGCAGUUCGAAGAACGCCGGACACCGCCGUUCCCCAUCCUGGGUCGCGGACGGCCGUGCGCCCGGUGAGCGCAUCAUCUCCCUCAAUGCCACCCGUCUACGAGUUCAACCCCUUUGAGCUCGGCAGCUUUGACCCCACGACCUACGGCUUUGCGCCGCUGCGCUACCUGGCCUCCAACUUCUCCAACGGUGAAAUCGCCCGCGAUGGCGAGUGCGUCCGCGGUUUCGACCAGCUGGGCUUCGUCAUGGGCACCUCGUCCUCUCUCUUCAACGCCUUUAUCCUGCAAAAUGUUACCGGUGUCGCCGAGAGUGCGGACAUUCCCAAGUUCCUCAUCGAGUCCGUGACCAACGUUCUCGAUCGCCUCGACGCCGACGAAAACGACAUUGCCCAGUACGCGCCCAACCCGUUCUUCGGCUGGAACCCGACCAACGACUCGGCCAACCACGAGUCCGACCAGCUGUCCCUCGUCGACGGCGGAAUGGACCUUCAGAACAUCCCGCUGCACCCCCUGAUCCAGCCCUUCCGCGCCGUCGACGUCAUCUUCGCCGUCGACUCCUCGGCCGACACGACUUUCAACUGGCCCAACGGCACCGCCCUCCGCGCGACCUAUGACCGCGCCGGCACCGCCAUCGGCAACGGCACCCUCUUCCCGCCCGUGCCGGAUGCCGAGACGUUCGUCAACCAGCGUCUCAACCAGCGCCCCACCUUCUUCGGAUGCGACGCGAACAACUUUACCCUCGAGGACGGUCAGUCCUUGCCGCCGCUCAUCGUCUACGUCCCCAACGCGCCCUACACCGCUCACAGCAACGUCUCGACCUUCAACCCGUCCUACCCGACCGCCCAGCGCGACGCCAUCAUCCGCAACGGCUUCAACGCCGCCACGCAGGGCAAUGCUACGGUCGACAGCGAGUGGCCCGUUUGUGUUGCCUGCGCCGUCCUCAGCAGGAGCCUGCACCGCGGCAACGAGACUGUGCCAGAAGCGUGCACGCGCUGUUUCGAGCGGUACUGCUGGGACGGAUCGACCGAUUCGGCGAGCGUCAGCUCCUUCGAGCCAGGCUUCAUUAUCGGGUCCGAUGAAAAGGAGGAUGCUGCUGGCAUUGUGCGCGCAAGCUUCUGGGGCGUGGGUGUGAGCUUGGCUGUUGCGGCGCUGGUGAUGUGGUAA
Messenger RNA from Verticillium alfalfae VaMs.102, 1824 nucleotides. RefSeq names its product lysophospholipase. The transcript has 3 exons. Gene Ontology annotation, cellular component: intracellular membrane-bounded organelle; cytosol. The record is from RefSeq and is a predicted model, not a curated record. Gene Ontology annotation, biological process: glycerophospholipid catabolic process. Gene Ontology annotation, molecular function: A2-type glycerophospholipase activity. Lineage: Eukaryota; Fungi; Ascomycota; Sordariomycetes; Glomerellales; Plectosphaerellaceae. The coding region runs from base 1 to 1824 and encodes 607 amino acids.